Molecule: messenger RNA, 1524 nt
Organism: Pyrenophora tritici-repentis Pt-1C-BFP
Lineage: Eukaryota; Fungi; Ascomycota; Dothideomycetes; Pleosporales; Pleosporaceae
Product: Cupin-8 multi-domain protein
Cellular component (GO): nucleus
Molecular function (GO): cis-regulatory region sequence-specific DNA binding; protein binding
Source: RefSeq, a predicted model, not a curated record
AUGGCGCCCGGCAUCCUAGAACACCCUGGUAUUGCCAUUGCCGAAUCACGACCAACGAAAAAAUUAAAGACAUCUGCAGCCACAGUCCUUGAAGACGACGACGAAGUGGCGAAAUUCGUCGCAGUACCGUCGCAUCCUCUGGGCAUCAAGCCGGCCGGCAAUGCGUAUACGGCGUCCGAGAACAUCAAGUCAAAAUGUGGAUUAUUUGCCAGCCUGCCUGAUGAGCUGCUGAGCCACAUUCUUGAGUCAUUCGAAGCUGACAUCUUGAUACGCCUGGGAAGCACGUGCCGGGCUCUCUAUGCUUUUACCAGGUUGGAUGAGUUGUGGAGGGCCUUAUUCGUAAACUCUCCCGCCGACGAUUUCGAGUGGCGCGGAACUUGGCGAGCAACCCAUCUCAAGAUCCCCAAAGAACAUGUGACCUCGAUACCCUGCAACAAUCUAUUCUCGGAUGCCUUGUAUCGGCCUUUUCAAUGCGCCCACACACCCCUCAACCACUAUGCGUUGAGCAUUCCAAGAUCAAAUGAGAUAGCUCGGUUAUCAGAUCUCAGUUAUGAUGAGUAUGCGGAGACAUGGGUAGACAAGCCUUUCAUCCUCACUACUCCAGUCAAGGAAUGGCCAGUAUACGGUACCUGGACACCGGAGUCGCUCCUAGAAAAGUUCCCAGACACCAAGUUCCGAGCCGAAGCAGUAGACUGGCCUAUGAUAAAGUACAUGUCCUAUAUGCACGACAACGCCGAUGAAUCACCUCUGUACCUCUUCGAUCGCGCCUUUGCCGAAAAGACGAACAUCGACAUUACAGCGGCACCCCACUCAAAGCAAGCCGCAUAUUGGAGUCCCACAUGUUUCGGCGACGACCUUUUCAGCGUGCUGGGAGAGCACCGCCCGGACUGCCGCUGGAUGAUCAUGGGUCCCAAGCGCAGCGGAUCUACGUUUCACAAAGACCCAAACGCAACGAGCGCGUGGAACGCUGUCCUCACUGGAAGCAAAUACUGGCUCAUGUUCCCUGCGGGUCCUGGCAUCGAGCCCCCACCUGGGGUCAUCGUCUCAGAAGAUCAAUCCGAAAUUACCUCCCCGCUCAGUAUCGCAGAGUAUAUGCUAACCUUCCACGAACUUGCGCGCCAGACUCCCGGCUGCAAAGAAGGAAUCUGUUAUUCUGGAGAGGUGUUGCAUGUACCAUCAGGCUGGUUCCACCUCGUUCUGAAUCUCGAGGACAGCCUUGCAUUGACACAAAACUUUGUCCCGAGGAAGAAACUACCAGACGUCCUGGCCUUCUUACGCGAUCAGCGGAGCGAGGUCAGUGGGUUCAAGGAAGAUGUUUGCGAUCGGGCAUAUGAGCUCUUCGUAGAAAGACUACAGGAACAACACCCCGAGCUACUCGAGCAAGGUCUCGUUGAACUGGAAAACAAGACAAAGAAGAGCCGUGGUAAAUGGGAGCAGUUGACCAAGGGAGACGACGAGGAGGAAGUAGCAGGAGGCUUCAGCUUCGGCUUUGGAGGUGACGACGAUGACGCUGAUAUCCCAUGA